Messenger RNA from Suillus subalutaceus, 1147 nucleotides. RefSeq lists its product as uncharacterized. Bases 232 to 873 code for a protein of 213 amino acids. The record is from RefSeq and is a predicted model, not a curated record. The transcript has a single exon. Lineage: Eukaryota; Fungi; Basidiomycota; Agaricomycetes; Boletales; Suillaceae.
CACUGCUGAUGCCAAUAAUAAAUCUAUUGGAACGGGCUAAUUCUCACAAAACCUCUACCUCCCCUCUGACAAGCGUCUAUAUCUUUCUUAUUCCUAUCCUCAUCCCUCUUCAACUUGUUAUUAUAUUUUGCUGUCUUUUUGAACAAACAGUUAGCGUCUUUGCUGCACAGCAAAUCGGUCAUUCCGAUCUAACAAUUCUGUCUGGCUCACCACACAGCACCUUCACUACAGAUGGCGCUACUUCGCUCGGAAUCAAACCCAUAUCUCAACGAGCUCGAUUAUCACUCUAACAGUCCUUCAAACAAGCCUCUGAAUCUACCUGCAAAUUCUCCUUUUGAAUCUUACGAGUUCGGUCAUCUCUCUCCUCCAUUCCCCCAUACUCCGUCAUACAAUGGAUCCUAUCAGAACUCUCCCUACUCUGGUCAGUCAGAGCUGAGCUAUGAUCCAGAUGGUCCAGAGAGUUUUGGUCUCUUUGAUGGAGAUGCGAGCAAUGUCGCAUCUCGCGAUGAAUAUGACCCCUCCGAGUAUGAUCCACCAAAUUCUGGUUUGCUCAUGUUUCAAGGCGAAUACAUGCCUGACGUUGAUCACAAUUCACUUUCCGUGACUCGUGCAUCUUUCGAUAAUCUCUCUCCAAAUGUCUUCGAUCAUAGUUCUCCAUCCAGCAACGGAGGAGGAGAUGAGCCGCGUAGUCGUGCUUCUUCAGUCUCAUCCAACCCACAAAUUCCCACGUCGUCCCCACGUCUCGAUAUGGCUCAUUCAUUCGAAAAUCUUCAUUUUGAAUCCCCCCAUUGGCAGUCUCAUAAACUCCCCGGAGAUCGAUCCAUGUCACCCCCAAGAAAGCCCCAGUCCCCCCCCUCAACUUUUAAUUCCUGAUACCAGUCCAGCCACCCAUUCAUUAUUCCCUCAGGAACCUCCAAUGAUCAACGCUCCAGACGGUGAUGGUGGUUUUACUUCCAGCGGUCCCCAAUUGCACAUUGUUCCUGCUACACCAAUAAGUGGCGGGGGAGCGGCUUCACAAGCGGUUCCUUUUCAUUCUACCCUGAAAUCUCUCCAUCAAGGCAAGUUGACUCCGUGAUGGAUCUUGUUUAUUUGGGAAUCGCUAAUUGCCUUUUAUAUUUUUGUUUGCGUCUUACGUCCGUACAGGAUC